Molecule: messenger RNA, 1731 nt
Organism: Copidosoma floridanum
Lineage: Eukaryota; Metazoa; Arthropoda; Insecta; Hymenoptera; Encyrtidae
Product: protein-lysine N-methyltransferase SMYD4-like
Cellular component (GO): nucleus; cytoplasm
Molecular function (GO): histone deacetylase binding
Source: RefSeq, a predicted model, not a curated record
AUGGAUUGCUCGAUCAGAAAGGAUACUUUGUUAGCUAUGAAAGAGGGUUUGCUGAAAAAGUCUGCCGAAGCAUCGACAACUUCUCGUAAGCGAGGCAAUGAACUGUUGUUAAGCCAAGGUCACAACAAGGGAACUCACCUGGAGAUACUGUCCCUGUACACGCAGAGCGUGGUCCUGGCCGAAAGUGGCUCGGAGGAGCUUGCCAUGGCCUACGGCAACAGGUCUUCCCUCCUGCUCCAUUUGCGCAAGUAUGAUGAAUGCCUCGUCGAUAUUGACAGGGCCUGCCGGAUCUCUCGGUCACAGGAGUUGAAGCUUAAACUUGUGACUCGUAAGAUGAAGUGUAUGUCGCUCAUGGACAACAAGAGGAGUGUCGUCGAGGAGUCGUGGCCCACCUCCAGGGACGUUGGCGUUAAAAGGAUCGGGUCUUACGCGGCCGGCAAGCUGUCCAAAGUCAUCCCAUGUGCUUACGAUUGUGUCACCCUGGUUCACAACUCAGAGUAUGGAAGACACUGUGUAGCUACCAAGAACAUAGAGCCUGGUCAAAUUAUCGCCAUUGAGAAAUGCGUCAUGCUGUAUCCCAAGAGAGACAAGAUUUACUUGAUUUGCUCUCACUGCUUGACUUUUGCUUGCAACGGAAUACCCUGUGAGCAUUGUACAGCCGUGGUAUUCUGUUCUGAAAAGUGCAGGGAGGAAGCUUUCAUUAAGUAUCAUGAUUUUGAGUGCGCGGUUCUUCCGUUUCUCAAACUUGUCGAUGAUAAACUGCAAAACAUGGGAUCAUUACUGGCAGCCGUUCGAUUAUUCAUUAAAUCAGUCAAGAAGGAAGGGUGGCAUAAUAUCAGCAAAGAUUUGAACGACCUCAAGAGUAACUCUUUGGAAGGUUUCUUUGAUAACGGAAUAUUUCAGAGUGAUAAAUUAAAAACUGUCUGCAACUUAUUUUACAAGAUGGAUUCAGAUAAAGAUAUUUCUACUUACACCUUCAGGAUGUCUUUUAUCAAAGAUGUUUUAGGUAUACUAGUUAAUGAUACAAAAAUGUUUGGCGAUGAAAAGUCAUUCACUGAAGUUGACUUUGAUCUGGCAGCAGAUCUUAUUUAUAAAUUGAAGACUAUUGUGGACUUCAAUGCUUUCCAGUUUAGGGGUCCAAAUUGCUUGUGUAUGUCUUCAGUAGAAUGUAAAGUAAAUUGUGGAGAAAUGAAUCUUGGACUUCUCUUUUCGCCAUUCUGUAGUCUUUUAAACCAUAGUUGCAAUUAUAACACUCAUCGCUUAUUUACUGAAAACGGUCAAAUGUUUCUUUACACUGUACAACCCCUCAAGAAAGGAGAACAGUUAUUCACUAGCUAUGGUUUUCCAAUUAUGGUAGAAAAAACAAUCAGACAAAACUUUUUAAAAGAUAAUUAUGGCUUUAUCUGUCACUGCAGAGCAUGCACAGAAAACUGGCCAUCUGACUUGUUCUACAAUGCUCCACCUGAGGAAUUUGUCAAAUCAAAACUGAAGUCGGAAUUUCAGAGAGUUGGUAUUAAAGACUCAUCAUACCUUGUACUUUUUACAUCACCUUCCAAUAUUUCUUUCAAUAAAUCAGUUAGAAAUGAUAUUAUAAGGAUCAUUAAAGUUAUUCACAAUAAUUUUAGUGGUUCUGAAGAAUACAAGCACUCUUUUUCUGCUGUGUAUUACAUUGAAGAAUAUUUUGUUAGAGUUUUUGGCAUCAAGAUUUUCGAUAUACCCGGUAUUUGUUAG